AUGCCGAUUCAGGAGCAAAGCGUGCAGCUUUUCUGUGGCUCACUGCUUCCUCCCUGCGCCUGCGUCAUCCUCGCAAUGGCCGGCUCCAAACUGUGGUGGUGGAGGAGGAGCAGACCGCUGGUGAAGCUCACGACUACGAGGACGUCCUGGACGCCUCCUGGGUCGACAACUGCCACACUUACACAACGCUGCUGCCGUCCCUCCCCCGCGAUCUGA
This is a messenger RNA of Symbiodinium natans, 216 nucleotides long. The record is from the annotation of a GenBank genome assembly. NCBI's taxonomy places the organism in Eukaryota, Dinophyceae, Suessiales, Symbiodiniaceae.